AUGGGGCACACGCUCCUGACAAAAUUACCGACGGAAUUGGCAACGGGAUUGCCGACGGGAUUACCGACAAGGUUAUUGACGGAUUUACCGACGGGAUUACCGACGGAUUUACCGACAAGGUUAUCGACGGGAUUACCGACGGGAUUACCGACGGAAUUACCGACAAGGUUAUCGGCGGGAUUACCGACGGGAUUACCGACGGAAUUACCGACAAGGUUAUCGACGGGAUUACCGACGGGAUUACCGACGGAAUUACCGACAAGGUUAUCGACGGGAUUACCGACGGGAUUACCGACGGAAUUACCGACAAGGUUAUCGACGGGAUUACCGACGGGAUUACCGACGGAAUUACCGACAAGGUUAUCGACGGGAUUACCGUCGGGAUUGCCGACGGAAUUACCGACAAGGUUAUCGACGGGAUUACCGACGGGAUUACCGACGGAAUUACCGACAAGGUUAUCGACGGGAUUACCGACGGGAUUACCGACGGAAUUACCGACAAGGUUAUCGACGGGAUUACCGACGGGAUUACCGACGGAAUUACCGACAAGGUUAUCGACGGGAUUACCGUCGGGAUUGCCGACGGGAUUAUCGGCGAGAUUACUGAAAAAAAAUUGCUUGUUAAAUAGUAGAUGA
Messenger RNA from Solenopsis invicta (red fire ant), 636 nucleotides. Its product is annotated as hepatitis A virus cellular receptor 1-like. NCBI's taxonomy places the organism in Eukaryota, Metazoa, Arthropoda, Insecta, Hymenoptera, Formicidae. The record is from RefSeq and is a predicted model, not a curated record. Bases 1 to 636 code for a protein of 211 amino acids. The transcript is spliced from 2 exons.